This is a messenger RNA of Bradysia coprophila, 1011 nucleotides long. Its product is annotated as protein takeout-like. Gene Ontology annotation, biological process: multicellular organismal reproductive process. The record is from RefSeq and is a predicted model, not a curated record. NCBI's taxonomy places the organism in Eukaryota, Metazoa, Arthropoda, Insecta, Diptera, Sciaridae.
AAAAUUAUAAGUUCGUAGUAAUAUAGUUGCCACUCUCAAGUAACCAUUGACUGAUUUCGUAGCAGCUGCGAUAAUUCGAUUGAAGAUUUAACAAGUAUUUAUCUAACUGACCCUGCGCCUGCAUCCCAAAACUAUGGUUGUUCGAAUUUAAUUGUGUGUUUGGAUGAUUAAUUCAUUGUUUGGACACAGUUCGGGCGCAGAAUAUUUGGAAACAAAACCUGCGUUUUUACGAACUUGUCAACGAAAAUCACCGGACGAAGUAUUCGUACCAUGCUCAACAGAAACCAUACAAAGUCUCUUCCAAAAUUUGUCAACAGGCUUCGACGGUUUGGAUAUCAAGAUUGAUCCAAUAAAAUUGAGAGAAAUAAAAAUAUUUUCCAGCGAUGGGCCAGUAAGCUUGAACACAUCCUUGUCCAACGGUGUGGUUAAAGGACUAUCGAAUUCUAUAGUUGUACGGAGCUACAUCAAUCCAGUCGAUUAUAGCUGGGAUUCAAAUAUUCGCAUUCCGAAGUUAAGACUCGAAGGAAAUUAUGAAAUGGGCGGUCGUAUUUUGUUGCUACCGCUACAGGGACGUGGAAAAUGUUGGAUUGAACCACAGAACCUCGACAUCAAGAUCCACGCUGACGCUAAAGUAUACGAAAAAUUUGGACACCUAUUCUACAACAUAACCAAAGCACAAAUCGACUUUACUAUGAGCGGAUUGAGAUUGCAAUUGGAUAACCUAUUCAACGGCAUUAAACUGUUGGAGGAUAGCACAAACGCAUUUUUGAACGAGAAUUGGAGACCAGUUUCCGAUGCGUUUAAACCACUUAUCAAGAAGACUAUUGAGGAUAUUGUCAUAGAAGUAAUAAACAAAAUUUUCAAUUUUGUGCCAGCAGAAUAUCUUGUAUCCGACAUUCCUCAUCCAUCCGAGUUGUACAAAGAGUCAAAAAAGGAUAAUUAAAUUCUCUCAAUAGCAUCGAUAGUGAAUGUAUUCUUUGAUUGAAGAAAAAAGAAACUAAUUUUAAAGAA